AUGAAGUUCUGUAUACAAGCCACCACAGAACAGAGUAAAGAUAAAGUUUACUCAAAAAAUUUAGGAAAUCCAUCAAAUGGCGGAGAUUAUAGCUGGGACUACGCCCAUGCGACAUUUUACGGUGAUAUCCACGGCGGGGGAACCAUGCAGGGAGCCUGCGGCUACGGCAACCUCUUCAGUCAGGGCUAUGGCCUUGAGACCACGGCGUUGAGCACAGCUCUCUUCGACAAUGGCCUCAGCUGUGGUGCUUGCUUUGAAAUCCAGUGCUACGACGACCCAAAUUGGUGCUUUCCUGGUACAAUUCACGUAACAGCAACCAACUUCUGCCCACCUAACUACAGCAAACCCAAUGACAACUGGUGCAAUCCGCCUCUGAAGCACUUUGAUCUAUCAAUGCCCAUGUUCCUGAAGAUUGCGAAGUACAGAGCUGGCAUCGUCCCUGUCCAAUACCGACGCAUUCCGUGCGUUAAAACCGGAGGCAUGAAGUUUGAGAUCAAUGGAAACCCUUAUUUCAUUCUCGUGCUCAUCUACAACGUCGCAGGCGCAGGCGACGUUCGUGAUGUGAAGGUUAAGGGAUCCAAUACUGGUUGGAUACAGAUGACGCAUAACUGGGGCCAGAAUUGGCACACUCAGACUCAGUUGGUUGGACAGAGCUUGUCGUUUCAGGUGACUACCAGUGACGGGAGGAUGGUGCAAUCCGAUGAUGUUGCACCGGCGUACUGGAAGUUCGGCCAGACCUUUGAAGGGAAACAGUUUUGGAGAAUUUGA
This is a messenger RNA of Nelumbo nucifera (sacred lotus), 768 nucleotides long. RefSeq names its product expansin-A22-like. The record is from RefSeq and is a predicted model, not a curated record. Gene Ontology annotation, biological process: plant-type cell wall organization. NCBI's taxonomy places the organism in Eukaryota, Viridiplantae, Streptophyta, Magnoliopsida, Proteales, Nelumbonaceae. Gene Ontology annotation, cellular component: extracellular region.